Leishmania braziliensis MHOM/BR/75/M2904 is the source of this 1287-nucleotide messenger RNA. RefSeq lists its product as hypothetical. Bases 1 to 1287 code for a protein of 428 amino acids. The record is from RefSeq and is a predicted model, not a curated record. The transcript has a single exon. Lineage: Eukaryota; Euglenozoa; Kinetoplastea; Trypanosomatida; Trypanosomatidae.
AUGCCUACAGUUGCCGCGUCUCGCAGCGACGCACUGGCGCCAGUGCACGAGAUGACCAUGGAGCGGCUGCGACGCGAGUACGUGUCUCUCAAGAGUACCAGCUACUCUUUGACAGUGGAGGAGUCACAUCUUAUGUGCAAGAUCGAGACGCUGCGCGAGGAGUCCGUCCGGGCAGCGCUGAACGCUGAGAUGAUGGAGGAGCAGGUUUCGAACCAGCUGUUCCGCCGCCUCGAUGGCGCAGAAAAGGAGGUACAGCACUAUCAGAGUUUGUUGAGGGAAGAGGAGAGCGAGACCGAGUCGCUGAGCAAGCGGAUCAAGGAGAUGCGCAGCCAACAGACAGAGGUCGAGAAUAUGUUGGAGGAGCGCCAAGAGUAUCUCUUAAUGAACCUGCAGCGCAAGCUCCUCGACAUGGCGCGCAAGAAGACGGAGGUGGAGCAGGAGCUCAUGGCGGAGCGGCAGAAGUACUUGGAUGUGCUUGUUACACGCCUCAACAUGCUGCGCGGCCGUGGGCCGGGUUCUAGCACUGAGUCCUCUGUGACAACCCAUUCGCAUCUGAGCCCGUCUGAAGCAAAUGUUGCUUCAGUGGAGAAGCAUGUUGAUGUGACGCUACCGACUACAACAGCAUCCCACACCCCCACGCUACCACUGAGGGUGGGAACCUCUCUUGGUGACGGCAAUAGCAUGCCGUCAGCCGAGAAGCCUCUGCAAGAGGAUGCCUGCCCCGGCACCACCCUACUGCUUCCCCUUGUCCUCACGCCUUCGCUCACUGCUCAGAAGAGGCCCAACGAUGGUUUCAGUGAGAGCACGUUGCUCAGCAACGCAAACGUUCCCAGUGGACGCUUCAGUAUGUCAACGACGCCCCGCUCUGCCGACCUGACGCCGCGCUCUUCACACUCCUCCGAGGCCCACCACGCGGUGGUGGCGCUCGAGCGGAAGCUCAACCAGCUGCUGCUGGACCAGGCCGUCGCUAUGCAGCGGACCUCCGCAACGGAGAAGCAGUGUGCCGAACUGACAGCGAAGCUGCAUGCGGUGCAAGAAGCGACUUUCCUCGACCGCGCUCGUGCCGCAAAGAUGAAGGAGGAGCUGGAGAAGGCCCGCGCUCGCCUCUCGGAGAUGAAGGCCACCGACAGCUGUGGCACCCCGUUCUCAUCCAUCGACGACGGCUUUGCAACGAGUAGCUCGAGUGUAUCCUUUGAAAACUCCAGCUUUGUCGCGUUAAGCAAUCUCUCGCUGCGGGAACGCACCCGCGAGUUGCUCUCGUCGGUGCCACCACCCAAUAUGAACUAG